Lizanozyma spartinae is the source of this 756-nucleotide messenger RNA. RefSeq lists its product as uncharacterized. The record is from RefSeq and is a predicted model, not a curated record. NCBI's taxonomy places the organism in Eukaryota, Fungi, Ascomycota, Pichiomycetes, Serinales, Debaryomycetaceae. The transcript has a single exon. Bases 1 to 756 code for a protein of 251 amino acids. Gene Ontology annotation, cellular component: cytoplasm.
AUGAAUUUAAUAAUACUUCCUUGUCAUGGUGUUUGGAAAGGUGGAUCAACCAAAGGUCAGAGACCUGAGGAAUGGCAUUUGGCAUCCUUUCAAGUUGUGGGAAAUGAUCAUCUAAGUUUUGUUGAUCACAUCAGAGUCAGUGUAGAACAAUUAAGAAGUAAUCCCAACAGUCAUUUAAUUAUUUCUGGUGGACAAACGAAAAAGGAAUCAGGACCAGUUCUGGAACUGUUAUCGUAUUAUUACUUACUUCGAGAACUUAUGAGUGCAGAAGAUGAACUGCUAUUGCAUCGUAUAUCGUUAGAAGAAUAUGCACGAGAUCUGUUUGAGAAUGUGUUAUUUCUGCUUUGCAGAUUUUACGAGCUUCAUAAUCAGUACCCUGAUGGGCUAGUGAUCGUGGGGUUUGAAUUUAAGAGAGAUAGAUUUUUGAAACUUCAUUUAGAAAAGGCAUUGGGGUGGGAAUUGAAUAAUGUUACUUAUUUAGGCAACGAGCCCGAUCCCGCGGAGUUAAGCGAUAUCGAAAGAGAAGCAUAUUUUGAAGACUUAAAGGCUAGUGAACUCAAGAAUGGGUAUCUCCCUUUUGGCAGCGAUUGGUAUGGGGUCGGGAGUCUAUUGAAAUCCAAGAAGACGUCACGUGACCCGUUCAAGAGGUACCAUGGGUACGCAGCAUCCAAUGUCAAGUUAAGGCCAUUUCUAGAAGCACUAAGACAAGAGGAGAGCACGAACGAAGAGCUUAAAAGUAUGUUGAGAUGGAAGUGA